Closterium sp. NIES-65 is the source of this 3483-nucleotide messenger RNA. NCBI's taxonomy places the organism in Eukaryota, Viridiplantae, Streptophyta, Zygnematophyceae, Desmidiales, Closteriaceae. The record is from the annotation of a GenBank genome assembly.
AUGCAUAUAAACGCCACAGAUGGAGUGGGGGGAGGAGGGAGGAGUGUGAAACCGGAUGUGUAUUCAUACAGUGUGUUGCUGGGGGCGUAUGCAAGGGAGGGUGAUUGGAGGAGGGCGGAGGCGGUAUGGGGUGACAUGGUGGCACGUGGCGUGGAGGGCAGUGACGUGGCUGCAUGCAAGGUGACGUGGAUAGAAGAGGGUAAAGAUGAGGAGGAGGGUAAAGAUGAGGAGGAGGGUUAUGGUGGCGGCAAUGACAAAAGGCAGCCAUUCGUUGACCCCACCAUUCAGAAGGGGCGUGAAGGGCAAGAGGAGCAAGAAGGGCGUGAGGGGUGUGAGGGGUGGGAGGGGCGUGAUGGAACGUCCAGUGGCAGUGCAUUGGAAUUUGCAAGUGUGACGGCAAUGCGGGCUGCAGCAACAGGCAGGGCGCCGUGGGCCGUGGUGAAAGGGGUGUUCUGUGGCUUGUGUGACAAGAUGGGCGCGCAUAGAGUGUCGGUCAAAGCAUUCAACGAGUAUCUCCACGUCUGCCAGCUGGCGCUGCCGCCCGCAGCCGCCCUCCCUGAGAUGAUUGCCGGGCUCCGGUGGAUAGCACAGGCCGGCACUGUUGAUGAUGAUGGUGAUAAUAACGGUGGCACUGUUCAUGGUGGUGCGCCGCACAUACUGCCGGACGCCGCCACCCUCAACACGCUGAUGCCGGCAAUGAGACGAGCCGGCCGGGCGGCAGCAGGGCUUCUGUUGUAUGAGUUGCUGGUGGGGGGAGGGGAGGACAGAAAGAAAGACGGGGAUUCGUUGGCAGGGGGACAAGAGGAUAAGAGGGAAGGUGAGGAGUUGCCUGGUGGCAGGGAUGGCACGGGCGGGGAGGAGAGAGCGGGCAGAGCAAGUGGUACAGAGUGCACAGGCAGCAGGAGUAUUGCUGCAGCAGCAGACAGCCAACGCUCUGCUGGACGCCCUGGCGUCCUCAGGGGAUGUGCGCCUCUCAUGUCGCUGCUCAUGCUCCCCUCCCCUGCUCUCCCCGCACCCCCUUCCCUCUCUCCCCGCACCCCCUUCCCUCUCUCCCCGCACCCCCUUCCCUCUCUCCCCGCGCCCCCUUCUCUCUCUACCAGCAUCCGCCCCACACCAGCGUGCCUGACAGGCCUGGUGGCAGUGAUGGCACGGGCAACAGCAGACAGCCAAUGGUAUCCCUCUCAUGCUCCCCCUCCCUUGCUUUCCCCCCAACCCCUCUCUACCAGCAUCCGCCCAACACCAGCGUGCGUGACAGGCCUGGUGGCAGUGAUGGCACGGGCAGGGAGGAGAGAGCGGGCAGAGCAAGUGACAGAGCGCGCACUGGCAUCUGGAAUUGUGCUGCAGCAGCAGACAGCCAACGCUCUCCUGGACGCUCUGGCGUCCACAGGGGAUGUGCGCCGCACUGCUGCUCUCUUCUCCCGCCUCUUCCUACCUCCCUUCCCCUCCUCUCCCUCUCCUACUGCGCGAGGCAAGGGGCGGCUGAAGGCCGGCCUGCAGGCGGACACGUUUUCCUUCAACGCUCUGCUGAAAGCCCAUGCCAGACGACUGCAGGCGGUGGGAUCGGGGCAAUCAGUGCAGAUGAUGCAGUCAGUGCAGUCUAUGGUGCUGCUGGGCGCCCCAAGGGACAGAAGAGCCCAGCCCCCGAACCUCCAGCCAAGUGCCACUGAGGGCAGUGCCACUGAGGGAAUGUGGAGUGGGAGUGAUAAGAACGGGUGGGCAGUGCAAGGCCCGGUGGAGGUGUUUGGAGCGAUGCAGAGGAUGCAAGUUCCUAUUGACGAAUUCACCAUCUCGCUAUACGCACCCUCACUAGAAGCACUGAAGGAUGCUGACGAGGCAUCAUCCCUCCUCAAUACAAUCACAUCUCACGGCUAUCACAGCAGCCGAUUCUUCCCCCUCUGGUGCUCCCACAUCGUGGGGGCGUGUGUGGGGCGCGGGGGAGAGGGGGAGGUGGGGAGGGAGGACGUGCGGAGGGGCAUGGAUGUGUAUGGGAGGAUGAGGAGGAUAGAGAGGGAGGAGGAUGGGGCGUUGGAGAAAGUAAUAUGGACUCUGCUGCGAGCUUGUGAGGAGGUGGGUCUGUGGCAAGAAGCGAAGCAGCUGCUAGAGGACUAUCGGUCCCUCAGGCAGGCCCUGCAGGCCAAAACCAUCAUCAUGCCGAUUCACAAUGCAGCGCCAUUCCUGCAAGAAGCAAUCGACUCCAUCCAUGCACAGACUUACCAAGGCCCCAAGGAGCUUCUAGUCUUUGACGACGGCCCGAGCAACGACCAAUCACGGGACAUCCUUGAGGCAAAUCGCUCUGUGCUUGCCGCCCGAGGCAUCGCCCUGAAGAUCGUCGACGAGCGGACAGAUGCUGCCGCCCGGAAGGAGCGGAAAGACGCUGCCGCCCGGAGCGAGUGGUCAGAUGCUCCAGUGCUAACGGAGCAGACACAUGCUGCCGCCCUUGAAAUCUGUUAUCGUAGUAAAGAUGGCUUGGGGAAUGGUAGACAGACCGACAGCGGGAGUUUUGGGGACAAUGGUGGCUGUGGGGGAGUUGGUGAUAAUAACAGGAAUGGAGGUGAUGAAGGGGUUGGUGAUAAUAACAGGAAUGGAGGUGAUGAAGGGGUUGGUGGCUCGUCAAGAGGAAUCCCUGAAGCCAGUCGUAUUCCUGACAGCAGAAGCAACGCAGAAGCAGUCGGUUCCAGUGAGAGGGGGCAACAAAGGACCCAGCCGAGGGGGUGUGGUUUCGGGCGCAACCGAGCCAUCGAGCACAGCCGGGGCGAGUUCCUGUGCUUUGCUGAUGGGGUGAGAGGCGCAGACCGCAUCUCCCUACAGCUUGCUCUCGCAUCUCAAAGCCACAAGCUAUUGGUGGGUUCUAACUUCGUUCGUCUGCCAGCAGACGCCACGCCGAGGCUCACAGCGUGGGUUAACUCUCUUUCCCACCCACAGCUGUACCUGCAGCAGCUGGUGGAAACCACCCUCAUCGCGCCCACCUGGUUCUGCUCCCGACAACUCCAGCUCACUCAACAGCUGUACCUGCAGCAGCUGGUGGAGACCACCCUCAUCGCCCCCACCUGGUUCUGCCCCGGACAAGUCUUUGAUGCUUUGGGUCCCUUUGAUGAGAGCGGGCAAGGCACACCAGACGACCUCAUGUUCUUCUACCAGCACUUGGGCAACGGGGGCUGGCUGGGCAAGGUGAGCGUGAGCACAGGUCCGUUUGAUGAGAGCGGGCCCAGCACACCUGAUGACCUCAUGCUCUUUCAUCAGCACCUGAGCAACAGGGGUUUCCUGGGCAAGGUCAGCGUGAGACCCUUUGAUGAGAGCGGGCCCGGCACACCAGGCGGCCUCGUGUUCUUUCACCAGCACAUGCGCAACAAGGGCUGCCUGGGCAAGAUGGGCAUCACCAUUCGUCUUGCAUGCAAGGGUGAGGUGCCUCAGUCUCUAGUCACAUAUUGCUUCCACACGGCAUCCGUGACAGGCUCACGAGGCUGCCCCUGGGAGAGCAUCUGA